AAAAUGAAUCGCCAUGAGGGAAAAAAUAACGACAAAAAAGAUGUUCCCCAACAUUACGAUGUGCGCUCCGAAUCCCUGACAAGUGCGAAUCGGCAUAAUAUAGACGUACAAGUUAAAAUGAGACCACACAAAUGCGGAACGUGUAAUAAAGAAUUUAAGAACAAAUCGCAUCUGAGUAGACAUGAAAGAACACAUAAUGGCGAAAAACCUUACCAAUGCGAAUUUUGUGAAAAGACAUUUAGUCAAAAUGGAAAUCUUAGACAGCAUAUGGUGGCAAAGCAUUACAAUGAUGAACGUUACAAGUCUAAUAAGGACCUAUAUACUGGCGGUGUAUCAUACAAAUGCGGAACGUGUAAUAAAGUGUUUAAGAGCAAAGCGCAACUGUGUAGACAUGAGCUUAUUCAUAAAGGCGAAAAACCUUACCGUUGUGAGUUUUGUAGACAAAUGUUUAGGUACAAAACAAGCCUACAAGAGCACUAUGUGGCAAAACAUUACGAUGAUGAACGUUACAUGUCUAAUAAGGACCUAUAUACUGGAGGUGUAUCAUACAAAUGCGGAACGUGUAAUAAAGAGUUCAAGAACAAAACGCAUCUGACUAAUCAUGAAAGAACACAUAAUGGCGAAAAACCUUACCAAUGCGAAUUUUGUGAAAAGAUAUUUAGGCUCAAAGCAACCCUAAUAGAGCACAUAGUGGCAAAGCAUUACGAUGAUGAACGUUACAAGUCUAAUAAGGACCUAUAUACUGGAGGUGUAUCAUACAAAUGCGGAACGUGUAGUAAAGCGUUUAAAAAGAAAACGCAUCUGACUAAACAUGAAAGAACACAUAAUGGCGAAAAACCUUACCAAUGCGAAUUUUGUGAAAAGACAUUUAGUCUAAAUCAAAAUCGAAGACUUCACAUGGUGUCAAAGCAUUACAAUGAUGAACGUUACAAGUCUAAUAAGGACCUAUAUACUGGAGGUGUAUCAUACAAAUGCGGAACGUGUAAUAAAGAGUUUAUGCAGAAAUCGAUACUGCGUGUUCAUGAGAGGACUCAUAUUAGAAAACAACCAUACCUUUGUGAGUUUUGUGGACUAGUGUUCAGUCAAAAUGUAAAUUUAAGACGGCACAUGGUGGCAAAGCAUUACAAUGAUGAACGUUACAAGUCCAAUAAGGACCUAUAUACUGGAGGUGUAACAUACAAAUGCGGAACGUGUAAUAAAGAGUUUAAAAACAAAGCGCAUCUGACUAAACAUGAAAGAACACAUAAUGGCGAUAAACCUUACAAAUGCGAAUUUUGCGGAAUGACAUUUAGUCAAAAUAACAAUCUAAGACGGCACAUGGUGGCAAAGCAUUACAAUGAUGAACGUUACAAGUCCAAUAAGGACCUAUAUACUGGAGGUGUAACAUACAAAUGCGGAACGUGUAAUAAAGAGUUUAAAAACAAAGCGCAUCUGACUAAACAUGAAAGAACACAUAAUGGCGAUAAACCUUACAAAUGCGAAUUUUGCGGAAUGACAUUUAGUCAAAAUAACAAUCUAAGACGGCACAUGGUGGCAAAGCAUUACAAUGAUGAACGUUACAAGUCUAAUAAGGACCUAUAUACUGGAGGUGUAUCAUGCAAAUGUGGAACGUGUAAUAAAGAAUUUAAAACCAAAGCGCAACUGUGUAGACAUGAGCUUAUUCAUACAGGCGAGAAACCUUACCAAUGUGAGUUUUGUAGUCAAAUAUUUAGUCAAAAUGGACAUCGAAGACAGCACAUAGUGGCAACGCAUUACAACGAUGAACGUUACAAGUCUAAUAAGGACCUAUAUACUGGAGGUGUAUCAUACAAAUGCGGAACGUGUAAUAAAGAGUUUAAGCACAAAUCGAUACUGAUAGUUCAUGAGAGGACUCAUAUUAGAAAACAACCAUACCUUUAUAUGAAAAGAGUCCUCUUACCAAAUGAAUACCUUGGUUAUCACAUAGACUCGGAGCACAAAGGUAGAAAACAACAUCCUUGCGAGUCAUUAUUAUCAAAUCUCAAGUCACGAUUAAAACUUCUAAUCGAAGAUGCAGUGCCUAAAUACCACAACGUCAGUGGUUGGUGA
Messenger RNA from Cyphomyrmex costatus, 2067 nucleotides. RefSeq names its product zinc finger protein 665-like. Gene Ontology annotation, biological process: regulation of gene expression. Gene Ontology annotation, cellular component: nucleus. The coding region runs from base 4 to 2067 and encodes 687 amino acids. The record is from RefSeq and is a predicted model, not a curated record. The transcript has 12 exons. Lineage: Eukaryota; Metazoa; Arthropoda; Insecta; Hymenoptera; Formicidae.